GACUACCGCUUUCCCUGAAUCGCAAACAGUGUACAACAACACUUUUACCAGUUUUUACUUGGUCUGUGCCAAGUGGAAAGGCUACAAGCAGUAAGGACGCUAUACCGCUAUAAGGCAAAACAGAGAGUUCUUUACACAUUUAUUAAACACGACAGGUGCAACGUAAACCAGAGGUUUGUGUUGAAGAGUCCAUUCGUUCUAGGAUCAACAUGUAUAAGCCACACCACCAGCCAGCCUAAAACUAUUUGGAGCAUCAUCUGAAGAAGAAUGUAUGAUGCUCCCCAGUCCUAUGAUCUAGGUCUAGAAACUCAAUAACAGCAAGACACUAUGGUUAGGUGACCUCAGAUCACAACCACUUCAUUCCAUUUCUGGCUGUCACCUGACUGGUGGUUGCCAUGGCUUUACAAAAUGGAUUCUCCAUCAACUCCACCCCACUGGACGAGAGUGGAGAGACAACACCCCUACUUAAAAAACAAGUGGUGGAUGUUGAUGAUUCAGUACCUCCACAAUGCUGCUCUGCACGCUACAAUCUGGCCAUCAUGAUGUUCUUCGGAUUCUCCGUUGUCUACGGUCUCCGUGUCAAUCUAAGUGUUGCCAUGGUCGCCAUGGUCAAUGGGACCAAUAGCCAACCAACUCUCAACAGCUCAGUUGGCCAUGAGUGCCCAGUGUCCUCCCACGGGAACAACAACGGCAGCCAAACCCCUGACCAACCAGACGGGAUACCUCAGUACUCGUGGGAUUCUCCAACUCAGGGCCUGCUGCUGGGGGCGUUCUUCUUUGGUUACCUGGUGACUCAGAUCCCCGGGGGUUACCUGGCCGGCCACUUUGGAGGGAGUAUCUUCUUGGGGGGAGGGGUGCUUGGCACCGCAGCCCUCACCCUCCUCACCCCCCUGGCAGCCCAGUUAGGACCCUACUGGCUGUUUGGCUUACGGGCACUGGAGGGAUUUGGGGAGGGGGUGACAUUCCCGGCCAUGAUGGCCAUGUGGGCUCGCUGGGCUCCCCCUCUAGAGAGGUCUCGUCUUAUUUCCCUGUCGGGGUCAGGGGCAAACUUUGGGGCUUUUGUAGCCCUGCCCCUCACCGGCUUCAUAUGUCACAGUCUGGGCUGGCCCGCUGUCUUCUACAUGUGUGGGGGUGCUGGUUGUAUUUGGGCAGUUUUCUGGUUCAUUCUGGUGUCUGACCAGCCUGGCACUCAUCCACGAAUCAGCACAAGAGAAAAACAUUACAUCAUCAACUCCAUAGGAAAAGAUGGUGGUGCCCAUGGCUGGUCAGUGCCUUUGUUACCCAUGGUGCUCUCUGUUCCCCUGUGGGCCAUCAUAGUGUCUCAGAUGUGUGCCAACUGGGGUUACUACACUCUGCUCACCUCACUACCCACCUACAUGGACACGGUGCUUCACUUUGACCUCCGACAGAAUGCCUUUCUCUCAGCUCUGCCCUAUCUGGGUGGCUGGGCCUUCUCAGUGAUAUCAGGUGUAGUAGCAGACAGCCUCCUGGAGAAGGAGCUGUUGAGUGUAACAGCGGUCCGCAAGAUCUUCACUAUCACAGGUCUGCUGCUGCCUGCAGCGUUCCUGGUUGCUGUGGGCUUCUCCGGCUGCAGUGGGGUGUUGGCUGUGACCUUCCUCACCCUCUCUACCACUGUAGGGGGCACCAGUGCAGCCGGGGUCUUCAUCAACCAGAUAGACAUUGCUCCACGGUAUGCGGGGGUGCUUUUAGGAAUCACCAACACUUUCGCGACUAUCCCAGGUGUUGUCGCGCCCAUCAUCACAGGUUACCUCACCAAAGAUCACUCCUUGGCGGGAUGGAGGAAUGUGUUCUGUCUAUCAGCCGGGAUCAGCGCCGGAGGAGCGCUUGUCUUCACCUUGUUUGGCAGCGGGAAGAUCCAGAAAUGGGCCCUGGCAGAGGAGGAUCAGGAGCAGGCAGAAACAGAGAGAGAUGGGUUAAUCCCUACAUGAAGCCCUACAAGACAAGACAAGACAAGACAAUGACAUGACCUAAAGGGAAUAGGGCCUGUAAGAAAUAAGCUGACCUCAGGUUAACUUAACUCCCCAUCAGGUGGUUUUAAAAAGGAUGGACCAGUGCAUUUUAAUAGUCUCUUAGUACACUGUGUUGGGAAUGGGACCCUAUAUAUAUAUACAUUAUUCAUUAUUCAUUAUUAUAUACAUUAUUCAUGAUAGAAUUAGGGACUUUUUAAAAUGGCCUCUUUAUAUUCCAAAUACCUUUCUUUAGUAUUGUUUACAACAAUCUGUUUCUGACCACGUUUCAUAUUUAUACUGAACAAAAAAAUAUAAAUGCAACAAGUGUUUGUUUCAUGUUUCAUGAGUUGAAAUAUUUCUCUGAUUUUCUGCACAAAAUUUGCCAAAAUAAUCUAUCCACCUGACAGGUGUGGCAUAUCAUGAAUCUGAUUAAACAGCAUGAUCAUUACACAGGUGCACCUUGUGCUGGGGGCAAAAUGCCACUCUAAAAUGUGAAGUUUUGUCACACAAAUGCCACAGAUGUCUCAAGUUUUGAGGCAGUGUGCAAUUGGCAUGCUGACUACAGGAAUGUCCACCAGAGCUGUUGCCAGAGAAUUGAAUGUUCAUUUCUCUACCAUAAGCCGUCUCCAACGUUGUUUUAGAGAACAGCCUCACAACUGCAGACCACAUGUAACCAUGCCAGCCCAGGACCGCGACAUCUGGCUUCUUCCCCUGCUGGAUCGUCUGAGACCAGCCACCCGGACAGCUGAUGAAACUGAGGAGUAUUUCUGACAAUAAUAUAAUAAAAAAAAUAUAAAUAUAAAAAAUUAUUCUGAUUGGCUGGGCCUGGCUCCCAAGUUUGUGGGCCUAUGCCCUCCCAGGCCCACCGAUGGCUGUGCCCCUGCCCAGUCAUGUGAAAUCCAUAGAUUAGGGCCUAAUUAAUUUAUUUCAAUUGACUGAUUUCCAUAUAUGAACUGUAAUGUUUUUUUCUUCAGUGUAUAUAUACAGGAUGAGUCAUUAUACCUUUUUUUACUUAAAUCAAAGAGCUUUACAUGUAAUAAUGGGCUACCCCUAGUGGUAUAAGUAAAUACACAGGCAACUUCUAAUAAACUAGAUUAUUCUCUAAUUGAUCACUUUUAAGUGCUCUUAUACUUUUAUCUGCCACAUUUUAUAAAAAAUACCUGUGCUCUUCCCAGGAUUCAUUGCCUAUGAAUAGCCAUUGUCUGGUCUGUUGGCUAUAUAACAAUUACUGCCCCAAACCGUUUGUGCUUUGAAUAUUUUUUUAUUGGACGACAGACAGACGUACUUACAGAACUUGAACAAUUGAUAUUUUACCGCUACCUACUUGACCUCCCGGCACUUUGCCCUUAAGGACAUUUACUGCACAAAAAAAAUAUGGUUUCCAAAAAUGUUUAAUUUGAGGAAAUGUACAUUCAUGUAAGAAUGUUUUGUUGGUCAAUGUAAAUUCAUGCAAGGACAUUUUGUAAGUGUUAGGUAAAAACAAAUCAAUGUGAAUGUUCAUAACAGAAAAAAAUCUGUUAAAUCAAAAUGUCAUGCUAUUUCCAGUAGCCUACUGGUUUAACUUUCCACUAAAUAAUAUACCAAAUGUUCACAUACUGAA
Oncorhynchus kisutch (coho salmon) is the source of this 3570-nucleotide messenger RNA. Its product is annotated as sialin. The transcript is spliced from 12 exons. Gene Ontology annotation, biological process: transmembrane transport; monoatomic anion transport. Lineage: Eukaryota; Metazoa; Chordata; Actinopteri; Salmoniformes; Salmonidae. The record is from RefSeq and is a predicted model, not a curated record. Gene Ontology annotation, molecular function: transmembrane transporter activity. Gene Ontology annotation, cellular component: apical plasma membrane. The coding region runs from base 396 to 1949 and encodes 517 amino acids.